Molecule: messenger RNA, 1039 nt
Organism: Gracilinanus agilis (Agile Gracile Mouse Opossum)
Lineage: Eukaryota; Metazoa; Chordata; Mammalia; Didelphimorphia; Didelphidae
Product: metallo-beta-lactamase domain-containing protein 2
Exons: 2
Coding region: 1-840 (279 amino acids)
Source: RefSeq, a predicted model, not a curated record
AUGUCGGCUCUGGAGUGGUACGCGCACAAGUCCUUGGGCGACGGCAUCUUCUGGAUCCAGGAGCGCUUCUUCGAAUCCGGCAACCGUGCCAACAUCUGGCUGGUGCGCGGCACUGAGCAGGACGUAGUGAUCGAUACCGGGCUGGGGCUUCGAAGCCUGCCCGAAUAUCUGUACUCGGCUGGCCUCCUGCAGGACCCGGACAAAGGGGAGGACUUGGUGCGACGGCCGCUGCUGGCCGUGGCCACCCACGUCCACUUCGAUCACGCCGGUGGACUCUACCAGUUUGACCAGGUAGCCGUGCAUCGGGCCGAGGCGGACGCCCUGGCCCGCGGAGACAACUUUGAGACGGCGACCUGGCUGUCGGAGAGCGAGGUGGUGCGGGCGCCCAGCCCUGGCUGGAACGCCAGGCAGUUUCGAGUGCAAGCGGUGCAGCCCACCCAUAUCCUGCAGGAGGGGGAUGUGAUCAGCCUUGGUGACAGACAGCUCACUGUCAUGCACAUGCCUGGUCACUCCAGGGGAAGCAUUUGCUUACUCGACAAAGAUCGGAAGAUUCUCUUCAGUGGAGAUGUUGUUUAUGAUGGAGCAAUGAUUGACUGGCUUCCAUACAGUCGGAUAAAUGAUUAUAUCGUAACCUGUGAGCGUCUGAUAGAAUUGGUGGACAGCGGUGUGGUAGAGAAGGUGCUUCCUGGUCACUUCAACACUUUUGGAGCUGAAAGGCUUUAUCGCUUGGCUUCCAACUACAUUUCAAAAGCUGGGUUGUGCCACAAAGUUUCAACCUGUGCCAUGAGAUCUCUUGCAAGUUUAGCUCUGCGUGUAACCACCUCUAGGACCCCAUCCUAGUUUGUGAGGAUUGAUUUAUAUCAUGUAAUUGAUACUUUUAAAACUAAGUAGUUUUGUUGUUGAAAUAAUUGACCACGAUCAUUUCAAGAAGUGCUUUCUCAAUAUUAAGCGGGAGGGAAGGGGGAUGAUUUGAGAAGGAAGAAGCCAAAAGAGGGAGAUUUCUUAUUUUAAGUUAUUUACUUCCCACCAAAAUAGUAAU